AUGGUCCACGCCCAAGACGGGAUCCGAGUGAAUGCGCUUUGUCUCAAUGGCGAAUGCGCCCUUAAGCUUCAGCCCCAGCUCGCCAAACCCGCCGAGCAAGCCGGGGGAUCAACCAACCAAGAGCUCGCGGCGAUCCUCAAGAACCAAGUGAUCCGGAUCAAAAAGGUCCUCUCGAGCCUCCAACUCCGCACCCUUGGCCGCAUCUGUGAGGUCUUGUUGGCCCUCGGCGAUGCCAUUAAGAUCCAGCCUAACGUGCUCCUGCAUGAACUCAAAUUUUUUGGACUCGCAACCAAUACUGCCGGCCUGUUUUGA
Messenger RNA from Puccinia triticina, 312 nucleotides. RefSeq lists its product as uncharacterized. NCBI's taxonomy places the organism in Eukaryota, Fungi, Basidiomycota, Pucciniomycetes, Pucciniales, Pucciniaceae. The transcript is spliced from 3 exons. The record is from RefSeq and is a predicted model, not a curated record. The coding region runs from base 1 to 312 and encodes 103 amino acids.